AUGGAGCAAGUAUGCAAUUGCAACAAUCACGCCCGUCAAUGCCGCUUCAAUAUGGAACUUUUCAAGCUCUCCGGUCGCAUUUCUGGUGGCGUUUGCCAAAAUUGUCGCCACUACACCACCGGCCGCCACUGCCACUACUGCAAGGAAGGCUACUACCGCGAUCCCUCCAAGCCGCUGAACCACCGUCGUGUAUGCAAGCCCUGCGAAUGUCACCCAAUAGGUUCUUCGGGCAAAACUUGCAACAACACCUCUGGCCAAUGCCCCUGCAAGGAUGGUGUGACCGGUCUCACCUGCAAUCGCUGCGCGCGUGGCUAUCAGCAGAGUCGUUCACACAUAGCGCCAUGCAUCAAAAUUCCCGCACGCAAAGCGAAUAUGUUGGAUACACAGAAUACCGCACCUGAUCCAGAUCCCCACGAUACCAAUGCACCUUAUCGCACUGAAGGUGGGAGGGAAUGCGAAAGAUGCAAAAUAAGCACAAAAAGGUUAAACCUCAACAAAUUCUGCAAAAGGGAUUACGCAAUAAUGGCGAAAGUGAUUGGACGCGAAGCGAGCACCGAAGUAACGAGCAGCAGCGAACAAUACACCAAAGAAAAUCAGCAAAUGGAUCCCGACGACGAAGCGGAGGCAAUGGAGUCCGAUUCGGUCGAAACGGUCAAAUACGAUAUACAAAUACAGGCGAUCUUCAAGCGUACCCCACUCGAAUACGCAACAACGAAUACAAUCCUAAAACGGGGUCCUUUGACCUGGAUCAUACCCAUUAAGAAUCUUGAGUGUCGUUGUCCCAGAAUCAAAAUGAAUCGCUCCUAUCUGAUACUGGGCAAAGAUUCGGAAUCGCCACCCGGCUAUCUGGGCAUUGGGCCGCGUUCCAUUGUGAUCGAGUGGAAGGAUGAAUGGUAUCGACGUAUGAAACGCUUCCAGCGACGUGCGCGAACGUGUCAGUAAAUGAAAUAAAAAUAAAGAAGCACUCACACUUCCAUACAUGCACACGCAUAAUUUUAAUGUAUUUGUAUUUAUAAUAAUAAUUUGAAAUAAUUCUUAAGGCUUAACUACUUAAAUGCAUUCAAAGUCGAACAAGCGCACUAAAACAUACAAACACACACACACAUAAAUAUACUUACCAACAUAAAUACGUAAUCGUAUGCGAUUGAAUGAAACUGAUAAUUUUUCGCUGUGUAAAAACUGAAUAUUUUUAUGGUACUUAAGUUUUAAUUUUGCAUAUAAAAGUGGCAAAAGCAACGACGUGCGCUAUUCUUAAAUUAAUUUUUUUUACGCAUUAAUUUUCGCAUUUAUUUAUUUGUAUUCCUAUUUUUUAGUUUUUCGCUUACACUUAUUUAGUUUUAAUUAAAAAGAGAGAAAAAUGUAAUGAAUUUCGAAAAUAUAUGUAAAGCUGAAAAUUUGUGAAAUAUUAGGGCAGCUCCAUAUUCAGUGCAUCCUCUUGACAUUUGCAAAUUAUGUUGUACAUUUAGUUAUUGUGUGCCAUG
Anastrepha obliqua is the source of this 1481-nucleotide messenger RNA. Its product is annotated as netrin-A-like. The coding region runs from base 1 to 942 and encodes 313 amino acids. The transcript has 7 exons. NCBI's taxonomy places the organism in Eukaryota, Metazoa, Arthropoda, Insecta, Diptera, Tephritidae. The record is from RefSeq and is a predicted model, not a curated record. Gene Ontology annotation, molecular function: protein binding.